GAAAAGAAAGAAGAGGAAGGGAGAAAAAGAGUCCUUAAAGGUUGUACCUUCAGAAGGUGGCACCUUUAAACUGGGAAGAAAUGCAACAACAGUUGCUGCCAAGGUCCUCACAGGCUGGCGAUGGGCUGCGCUGGGUUUCUAGGGGAAGUCUGUGAACGUGACUCCCUGGCUGUUGAGGACCGUUUUGAUACCUCCGUCGACAUGAGUGCCUACCUCAUGGCCUUUCUUGUUUCAGAUUUUAAAUCAAUCAGCAAAAGAACUGCUCACGGAGUUAAAGUAACUGGCUCAUUUUCUAAGAGCUUUUUUGUAUUUAAGUCUGUGAUCAACCACGCUCAUCCCGCGUGGGAUGUGGCAGAGAAACUUUUACACUUCUGGGAGGAUCAAUUCAGCAUUCCGUAUCCUUCGCCUAAACAAGAUUUAGCAGCUCUUCCUGAUUUUCAGUCUGGUGCUAUGGAAAACUGGGGACUGACCACCACAUACCGGGAAUCUGUGUUGUUGCAUGACCCUGAAAAGCCUCCAGCAUUUUUAUUUCAACUAUUAAUGCGGUGGUUUGGCAGCCGCAUUACCAUGGAGUGGGGGAAUGAUCAGUGGUUAAAUUAAGGGUUUGAAAAGUUUAUGGAGUUCAUGUCAGUCAGCGUUACCCAUCCAGAACUGAGAGCUGAGGACUAUUUCUUAAGGAAAUGUUUUGAUUCCAAGGCAGUGGACGCAUUAAAUUCAUCACAACCUUUAUCUACUGCUGUGAAAGAUCUGGCUCAAAUUUUAGAAAUGUUUAAUAAUAUUUCUCAUGAGAAGGGAUCUUGUAUAUUAGAUAUGUGGAGGGACUGACUGACUGCUGAUGUGUUUAAAGCUGGGCUUGUCCAGUACCUGCAGAAAUACAGCUCUCAGAAUACAAGAAAUUAAGGUCUGUGGAACAGCAUGACAAAGAUCUAUCAACAGGAGAACACGUUACCUUAA
Molecule: messenger RNA, 954 nt
Organism: Athene cunicularia (burrowing owl)
Lineage: Eukaryota; Metazoa; Chordata; Aves; Strigiformes; Strigidae
Product: endoplasmic reticulum aminopeptidase 1-like
Biological process (GO): peptide catabolic process; proteolysis
Cellular component (GO): cytoplasm
Molecular function (GO): peptide binding; zinc ion binding; metalloaminopeptidase activity
Source: RefSeq, a predicted model, not a curated record